UUCAUCUUCUUCAAUCGUUCUGCAACCAAAAACCUCUCUAUCUUCCAUUGUUGUUCAUCAUAAUAAGAUGUCGGCCUGCAGCAAGAUACGUCACAUUGUCAGACUCCGCCAGAUGCUCCGCCGUUGGAGAAAGAAAGCAGCUUUAGCCUCCCGUUGCCGCCUCCCGUCCGAUGUUCCGGCUGGCCACGUCGCUGUCUGUGUGGGUACCAACGGCCGUCGAUUUGUUGUCCGGGCGGCUUACCUGAACCAUCCCAUCUUCACUAGACUACUGGUUCUUGCUGAAGAAGAGUACGGUUUCAAUAACUCCGGUCCGUUGACGAUCCCCUGCGACGAAGCACUAUUUGAGGAGAUCCUCUGGCACUUGAACCGGUCCGAUUCUAGCAAAUCAACCCGGUUCUUGAAUCUUGAGGAGUUUCAAACGCAAUGCCACGUGGGUGUUCGGAGUAACGUCGAUAUAUGGCCGGAAUGUCGGCCGUUACUCCAUAGCUGCAAGAACGAAUCUUUUUGGUGAUGAUCCACACUCCAAAGGGCAAAUCUUUCAAAGGGCAAAUGACGACCGGGUUGGAAAAAAAAAAAUAGACCUGAUUGACUCGUCCGAGAUCGUUAUCUACACGGAAUGAAGAGUGAGUUUUUGGGACCAUUGAUAAUUAAUGGGUUUUUUUUGCUUUUUCUCUUUUUGACUUCACUGUCUACGUUAUUUGUUUUUUAACCCCACUGUUAAAUGGGUUAAGUAUGUACUGAGUUACCGCGGAGAAUCCGGAAAAUGCAAAAGGGAGACGGCACACACUGAGUCGUCCCGAGUCUGGAUCCGGGUUUGAAUCAACUAAAUUGAAUCUAAGAGAGUAUAAUAUAUUUUAUUUUUUGGGGUU
Impatiens glandulifera is the source of this 869-nucleotide messenger RNA. RefSeq names its product auxin-responsive protein SAUR50-like. Bases 68 to 511 code for a protein of 147 amino acids. NCBI's taxonomy places the organism in Eukaryota, Viridiplantae, Streptophyta, Magnoliopsida, Ericales, Balsaminaceae. The record is from RefSeq and is a predicted model, not a curated record. The transcript has a single exon. Gene Ontology annotation, biological process: response to auxin.